Molecule: messenger RNA, 1689 nt
Organism: Rotaria socialis
Lineage: Eukaryota; Metazoa; Rotifera; Eurotatoria; Philodinida; Philodinidae
Source: the annotation of a GenBank genome assembly
AUGUCUGAAUCCUAUAUUCUUCAUGAUGUUAUGCGCAAAGUUAAAGCAGAUGGACUAUUUGAUUCAAUUCGCCGUGAUUUAAUAUCAGAUAUUGAACAAAAGUCAUCAUAUUUAGAUUUAAAAUCUCAAAUCGAAUCUUUAAUGUCAUCAUAUCUCGCCGAACAUAAAUGGAGUUCAUCAUUGAAAAAAUCUGAUAUACGCGAAAGAGCACGCCGUCAUAUAGAAACAUCAAAUUUAAUCAAAGAUGCAUUACCAUCGCUUGUUAAUCAAUGUAUGCAAACAUGCCAACAACAACUAGUCCAACCACGUCUAUCAUCGUUUGUAUCUGAUCAUAUUGAGCAUGUUUAUAAUUCCAUAGGCGGAGCUCAUAUUUUUCGUCCAUCAACAUCAUAUACACAAUCAACUACAAUUUCACAAGAACCUUCCAAUCAAGAAAAACCAUCACAAUCAAUUAGUCCAGAAAACGUUCCUAAGAAAUCAAAUCCAAUUCCUAAACCAUCAAAUCCAAUUGUCAAGAAAGUGUCAUCGUCAUCAUCCGUGCCAAAUAAACCUACUAGACCAUUGCUAAAUCCAACAAAUUCUGUUAGAGAAGAAAAAAAACCUCGUGCUGUAUCACCAUUACAUUCGCCAAAUGAAUUAAUCGAUAUUUCUCCAUCGCCACCAUCGAUUGAUAAUGAACCUACAAUCGUAUCGUUAAGUCCAUCGCCUCCGCCUCCUGUUGUUCGUAUUGCAUCACCGUUAACUGUUUCAAAAACUAAAGAAACUCCUCGCAAAAAGAAACACUCACAAGAACGGAAUGGUGAGAGUUCAACGAACAAUAUCAAAAAGAAAAAGAUUAAAACUGAUGAUAAAUCACCUUCGGAUGGCAAAUCGGAUGAUAUUAUAUCAAUACCGACACCUAAGGAAAAGGGUACUCGAAAACUGCGAGCUCGUCGACCGAAUCCAAAAUAUUCAGCAGAACAAUUUGAAACAGGUUUUAGUGAUAUUGAAAUCAUAGAACCAUCAUCGCCGCCACCACUGUCCUCACCAUCUGCGAUGUCUAAACCAAAGAGAAAUCGUUCAUUAAAAUCAUCAACGAGUUUUGAACAAGAACAACUCGAUACACCAUCAUCUCCUUGUACAACUUCAGCACUUAAUGAAACAGCAACAUCGGUAGGUGACAUAUCACCUGAAUAUGAAACAUUAGUUCCUUCACCUGUAAUGGAACAACAACCACCAGCGCCACAAGAACAAUCUGAAAAAAUUGAUGAACGAUCCAGAACACCAUCACCAACAAUAGUAAAUAAGAAAAAAUCAGCAUCGCCAAGACGUCUUCGUCCAAGAAAACAAAAUGAACGUUCUUCAACGGCCGACAAUCAAAAUGAGACAACUACUACUACUACUACUGAUGUUUCAACACGUACAUCUACUAAAACUCGUGAAAGUAGCCGUCAAAAGACAGAACAAACAAGUCAACAAUCUAGUCAUGAUGAUACUGAUGUUCAACCAGCAACAAAAAAAACUCGACUCGCAUCAUCGUCAUCAGCAACUAGUGAUGUUAGUUCUAAAGAUGCACCAAAUCGAUCGAUUUCAGUACCAGAAAAUCUUAACACAGCAACAGAUGAAACACAACCUACACGUGUAUCACCAUCACCAUUGGGUGCUCCUGUUUCGAAAUCAUUUAUUUGGAAGCCUAAAAUAUCUAAAUAA